CAUCAAUCCCAAAACUUUCAACGCACAGUGGCAGUCAGUAAGGAGUAUAACAGCUCUGGGGACAGUAUCUAUUAUCCUGACGGGGGCUCCUGAUGAGUGCUGCCCAGGUUGGGGACCAAUUAAGCAGCCUGUUAGGGGACUGAUGCACACUGAUUGAUGGACUCGCUGUCGCUCAGCAAGCACCUGCUGCUGCCUCUUUUUCUAGAUUUCUUCAAUUAUUUCCUUGCAGAGGCACACAUGAAGCCCUGCAAAAAGCCACUAUCAGUUACCAGCCAGGGAGCAAGAGAACAGCCUACUUGGAUAACAAUUAUGCAUUUGUUUAAUUUAAUAAAAGGAGAUCUGCAUAUUUAUCAAUGGGUGAAAGGUUUUACUGUGUUGCCAUAUACGAGCCCAAAUGGGAAUUCCACUGCACAUCCUGAAACAACAAGCCCACCUUGCCCACAGUAUACAGAAGACUGCACAGAACUGUCUUCGCAAUCAAAAUGGAGUGGUCAUUUUUCACGAUGCCCCAAGACUUACAGACAAUACUGCAUUAAAGGGAAGUGCCGCUUUGUUACUUCGGAAAAUAUGCCUGCAUGUAUAUGUGACUUUGGUUAUACUGGAGCAAGAUGUGAAUACUUGGACUUAUUUUACUUGAAAGGGGAUAGACGGCACUAUAUAGUGAUUGGGCUGAUUGUUGCUAUGAUGGCUCUCAUCAUACUUAUUGUUGGCAUAUGCAUCUGUACUCAUCAUUGGCAAAAAACUCAAAGGAGAAAAAGGAAAGAAAAAGAAAGUGAAGGACAGAAUAACGAUUCUGCAACCAAAAUGGAAGAAACUAAUUUUGUAUAGGUCACAAAGAAGAUACCUGCGGGCAGGUUUUAUGCUGCUGCUAUAGAGUAAAUGAUGAGAGCAAAUCCCCAUUGAAUCUUGCUGAAUGCUGUGUGUUGUACAGGCCAAUGGCUAUAAGUGAUUCUGUACUUUCAGAAUGAAAAAUGAAUGAGCUAUCAGAGAGCUUGUUUCAUUAAUGAGUGAUGCAGCUUCUUCCAGUCAUGUCUGUCUGUACAGUAUAUGUUUGUGUAUGUGUUUGUGUACAAGGCUUUUAAACACUACGGAUAGCCCACAAUUUGUAAAUUAUGUGCAUAGAAACAGUAUUAAUGAUGACAUUGGUAUACACCAGAUAUGAUAAAUAGAACAUUUUUCAGUUUAUAGGCAGAAGUCUUUAAAAGAAUGUUAUUGAAAAAACAGCCAAAACCCUGAACAUUGCAUGCUAUGUUUGUUACAAAUCUUCUUAGAGAAGCAAUACUUCACUUGCCAAAAUUAGAAUCUUAGAAUAUGUUGUUUGGAAACAGGUGGUGAGCAAUAAAUCUUGUAAUAGGCUCAUUAAUUAUUAAACUUUAGUUGAACAUGUGAGGAGUGCUUAUACAGCUGUAUAGCCAUUUACCCACUGCUAUUAAUUUGAAUCUUAAAAUGGCCACGCUGUAAUGCUCUUUAAGCUGAUUAAAACAAAGUGUUUCAUGUUCUCACAUUCACUUUCAUAAUGUUUUCGCAUUUUAAAUUUAUGGAAAACAUUAAAACACUUGUUAUUUGCAAUACUAGAUGGUGCUUAUUGGGCACUUGUGUGAUAACAUACACAACAUAACAUAGACCUGGUGCAAACUUUGCAUCUUUAAUUACAUACUCCUGAACCUUUGUAUUAAGCACAGGGCAAAACUGGAAGAACCUUUGUUUAAUUAGCAAAAACAUGUCUACAACAUAAUAUUUUAAAUUAAAAUGGUGGUACAACCCCUUUAAGCAAGGCAUGUCCAAAGAGGUAUAGAAUUUCUGCAUGCCACAUAGUUGCAUAUAUCAUAGAGAUAUAUUGGCAAAAUAGGUCCUUACAUUGCUUUUUUUAAUAGAACACUGCCAGAGUCUUUUAUUAGAAUACAAGUGUUUAGUAAUUUGUGGAAUGCAGUUGUCAUUUUUUUCAAAAUAUAUUUUUGACCUAUUGCAUUGCAACGGAAUGUCACCAGUUUGUGUUGACAAAUAGAGUUGUGAAAAAACCUGCAGUACCACAGUUGCUUCAUCUCAUUUCUUGUUCAUUGACUAUGGGAUGGAGAGGAAGGGAGCUGUGUUUCAUAUGCAACUUGAGGGAUAGUGCAUUGGCCUUUCCAUACUGCAGCCAUUUCUUCUGUGGCGAAAGACCUUUUGCUUUUUGCCCUUGGGGCUGGUUACACAAGUCUGAAACUGCCAGCACAAGAAACAUUCUCCUCUUAUAUGUAUGGGAAACCCGUUAUCCAGAAAGCUCUGAAUUACGGAAAAGCUGUUUCCCAUAGACUCCAUUUUAUCCAAAUAAUGAAAUUUUUCAAAAUAUUUCCUUUUUCUCAGUAAUAAAACAGUACCAUGUUCUUGAUCCAAACUAAGAUAUAAUCAAUCCUCGUUGGAAGCAAAACCAUCACUAUGGAUUUUCAUAAUUGUAUUCAUGAUUAAGGUAUAAAGAUCCAAAUUAUGAAAAGAUCCAUUAUCCAGAAAACCCAAGGACCCAUUCCUGUACUGCCAUUAGAAAAACACAAAGGAAAAUAUGAAGGUAUAGUGGCCCUUUAAGCUUCUCUUGAAAAUAAAUACAUAGGUGAUACUAUGCUUCUCUGCCUUAAAUGGGCUGUUCACCUUUAAAUGAAUGUUUAGUUUGAUUUAAAUAAUGGUAUUCUGAAAUUAAUUGAAAUUGGGUUUCAUUUUUUAUUAUUUGUGGUUUUUGAGUUAUCUAGCUUUUUAUUCAGCAGCUCUCAAGUUUGCAAUGCCAGCAUUAUGGUUGUUAGGGUCCAAAUUACCCUAGCAACCAAUUCAAAAAUUAUAAAAUUAUAAAAAUUAUAAAAAAGAAAAAGUGAAGGCCAAUUGAAAAGUUGCUUAGAAUUAGCCAUUCUAUAACAUCCUAAAUGUUAACUUACAGGUGAAUCACCCAUUUAAAACUAAUUCCUAUUCUCAUAUAAAUUUCCAGUCUCUCAUACUACAAGAAGGACAAGUCAUUUUAUUGUGCAUGUCGUGCAUGUCGUACUUGUCAUUGUUCAGAGUGUUUUAAAUAGACCAUUGCAGUCUUGGCUUGUUCAUACUAGGCUUUGUUUUCGAAACACCGAUAACUACAUAUUGUGUUUUUUUAUAAGCUACUGUAGUUCUUUAUACAUUUGUGUUUGGUUUAUAAUAAUUACAUAGAAACACAGUAUACGACAAUUAUUAUUGAAGAUUAAAUGUCCUGAACCUCCAUUUAGUUAUUGGCAAUCCAUAAUGAUUAUAACACAGAACUAAAAUUAGAGCAGACAUGGGGAGGCACAUUUAUCAAGGGUCGAAUUUCGACCCUUAAACUCCCACUUAGAAACUUAGAAAUUCAACUAAUCGAAAUGUAGUAAUAAAAUAGUAUUUUUCUAACUUGGACAAAUUUAAACAACCCGAAAAAUCAAAUCAUAUUUUAAUUUAAUCAAACUCGAUUCAAGUUUUAGGAGGCGAAUUGUUGAAUUCGAAUUCUGUAUGAAAAAUCUUGAAAAUCGAAUUAGAAAUUGGAGACAAACAUCAUCAGCGAUGUUACUAACCAAUCAGCAAUUAGAUUUAAACAGUCACCUAAAUGUUAGAAAACAAAAGUAAAGAUCUGAUUGGCCAAAUUUAUUCUCCCAUCACUACUUAUUGGUUGUUAUAAUAGUGCUCCUUUGUCUGUUCUCCAAAAUGUUGCCAUGCAAAUCAAGACAAGAGCACAUAUUUUAAGGGAUGCUCUCUUUUUUAAUCUUGUACACCCUACAGCCUGUCAAGUAGAAUUUCUUUCUGACAGUUGUUGCAUGGCAAAUAUUUCAUGUAGUUUACAGAUCAGAUUUCCAGAUCAGUUAUAUUAUUUUAAGAAAUAUACUACUACAUUUGAUUUGUAGGGGGAGAUCUGUCAACAUUCAACAAAUAUCCCCAUGUAGUUCUACUCAGAGGCCAUCUGUUAUCAACUGGUUUCAUCUGAUUUCAUUCUCGCUACGUGAAAUUGGAUCAAACUAGUAACACUAAUAUGCUAUGCUGUCUCAUGUGAGUUCUAACUAUGCAAUCCUGAUUAUACAGAACCAGUUUGAUCCAAUUAUAGUCUGUCUAGUCAAAAUGGAAACAAAUACCCAGAUGUUUAUGUGGUCUAAGAUUACUAUUUCCUAUGUUGUUAAAUGUGUAUUUCUGUAAGAUACUUUUGUAGAACAUAUUUUAAAAAUAUUUUAUUAAACAUUUUAUUUACAAAGAA
Messenger RNA from Xenopus laevis (African clawed frog), 4207 nucleotides. RefSeq names its product betacellulin L homeolog (gene btc.L). Lineage: Eukaryota; Metazoa; Chordata; Amphibia; Anura; Pipidae. Bases 157 to 828 code for a protein of 223 amino acids. Gene Ontology annotation, biological process: epidermal growth factor receptor signaling pathway; positive regulation of mitotic nuclear division; positive regulation of cell population proliferation. The record is from RefSeq and is a predicted model, not a curated record. The transcript is spliced from 7 exons. Gene Ontology annotation, molecular function: epidermal growth factor receptor binding; growth factor activity; receptor ligand activity. Gene Ontology annotation, cellular component: plasma membrane; extracellular region.